AAAUUUCAUUAGCCAUCACACACUAAACAAGUAAGCAUUGGAAACAAUAGUUUCAUUCUUCAAUUAAAUGAGUUUACUCACAAACAUGGAGCGCAUUGAGUCAUUAUUCAACGCACCAAACACCAAGAAAAAAUGGCACUCUGCUUUCUUAGUCAUAUAUUGUUCUCGAGCCCUGGCGUCACACUUCACUCUCAACAACAAAACCAAACAAAGGAAGGUCAAUCCUUCUCCAUCAUUCACCGUCAUUGAUUUGAAUCCGCAACAACCCUUCACAAUUGAUCAAACCACCCUAACCACCAUCGUCAAAGAAAAAGACCAUGCUACCCUCAAGAAACACGGCGGCAUUGAAGGCAUAGCUAAAUCCCUUGAAACUGACACCGAACAUGGCAUCAAAGGCGAUGAACAUGCAGAAGACAUGUCACGCAGACGCCACAUAUUCGGCUCCAACACUUACCCAAAGCCACGUUCAAAAAGCUUCGUUCAUUUCGUAUUGGAAGCUUUCAAAGAUGUCACCAUUCUCAUCCUUUUGUGCUGCGCAGCGCUUUCUCUCGGCUUCGGAAUCAAGCAGCAUGGACUCAAAGAAGGUUGGUACGACGGUGGAAGCAUCUUCCUUGCUGUGUUCAUUGUCAUUUCUCUCUCUUCCAUAAGCAAUUUCAGACAGAAUAGACAGUUUGACAAAUUGUCUCAGCUCAGCAACGAUAUACAAAUCGAUGUGGUGAGACUCGGAAGGCGGCAACAGGUUUCGAUCUAUGAUAUCGUCGUCGGCGACGUUGUUUGCUUGAAGAUCGGCGAUCAAGUACCCGCCGACGGGCUAUUCGUCGACGGACACUCGCUGCGAAUCGACGAAUCAAGCAUGACUGGGGAGAGCGACCAUGUGGAAGUUGGAAAGGUUCAUAAUCCGUUCUUGUUCUCCGGAACGAAAGUGGUUGACGGUUACGCGAAAAUGAUGGUUACUUCCGUUGGAAUGAAGACUACAUGGGGUCAAAUGAUGAGCUCGAUUAGCCGCGACGUUAACGAGGAAACGCCGUUACAAGCUCGCCUUAACAAACUAACUUCAUCAAUUGGGAAGGUUGGUUUGGCAGUUGCUUUUCUUGUUCUUGUUCUUCUUCUUAUCCGUUACUUCACGGGGAACACAAAAGAUGAAAAUGGAGUGAAAGAGUUCAACGGGAGCAAGACUAAGUUCAGUGAUAUAAUGAACUCUGUCGUCGGAGUUGUGGCGGAUGCAGUCACCAUUGUGGUUGUUGCAAUCCCUGAAGGGUUGCCGUUGGCGGUUACGUUGACUUUGGCUUAUUCCAUGAAGAAAAUGAUGGCGGAUCAAGCUAUGGUGAGGAAGCUCUCAGCGUGUGAGACUAUGGGUUCUGCUACAACUAUUUGCACAGAUAAAACAGGAACACUCACACUCAACGAAAUGAGAGUCACAAAGUUUUGGAUGGGAUUAGAACCUGUGUUGGAGAAUGCGUAUUCAUCGGUUGCGCCUUUUGUUCUUCAAUUGAUCCAAGAAGGAGUGGCUUUGAACACAACUGGUAGCGUUCACAAGUCAAAAUCCGAGUCCGGUUCCGGUUCCGAUUUCGAGUUUUCCGGUAGUCCUACCGAGAAAGCGAUCCUCUCUUGGGCGGUUUUGCAGUUGGAUAUGGAGAUGGAUGAAUUGACGAAAGGAUGCUCCAUAAUUCAGGUUGAGACCUUCAACUCGAAGAAGAAACGGAGCGGAGUUUUGUUGCGAAGGAAAUCGGACAACACGGUGAAUGUGCACUGGAAAGGCGCUGCUGAAAUGGUACUGAAAAUGUGUUCAAAGUACUACGAUGCUUCUGGAAUUUUGAAAGAUCUUGACAGCGAAAUCAUGAGGAAAUUCGAGAACAUCAUUCAAGGAAUGGCAGCUAGUAGUCUUCGCUGUAUCGCUUUUGCGCAAACGGAAGUUUCAGAUUCAGAGAUAGAGGUUGAAGACGGAGAGGAGAAAGCUAUGGUGAAAGAAAAUGGAUUGACUCUACUAGGACUAGUCGGAAUCAAGGAUCCGUGCCGGCCGGGGGUGAAGGCGGCGGUGGAGUCUUGCCAGAACGCCGGAGUAAAUGUGAAGAUGAUCACAGGGGACAAUGUUUUCACUGCAAGAGCAAUAGCAACAGAAUGCGGCAUACUGAGACAAAAUCAAGACAUGGAUGGCGCGGUGGUGGAAGGCGAGGAGUUUCGCAACUACACGCCGGAGGAAAGGUUAGAGAAAGUGGACAAAAUAUGCGUGAUGGCGAGAUCCUCGCCGUUCGACAAGCUCCUGAUGGUAGAGUGCCUAAAACAGAAAGGUCACGUGGUUGCCGUGACAGGGGACGGCACGAACGACGCGCCGGCACUGAAGGAAGCUGACAUUGGACUCUCCAUGGGGAUCCAAGGCACAGAGGUGGCGAAAGAGAGCUCUGAUAUUGUGAUUUUAGACGACAAUUUCGCCUCCGUCGUAACGGUUUUGAGGUGGGGAAGGUGUGUUUAUAACAACAUUCAGAAGUUCAUACAGUUCCAAUUGACAGUGAAUGUUGCUGCACUUGCAAUAAACUUCGUGGCGGCGGUGUCGGCCGGCGAAGUUCCUCUCACGGCAGUGCAACUUUUAUGGGUGAAUUUGAUCAUGGACACGUUGGGAGCAUUGGCACUUGCAACGGAAAAGCCUACUUUGGAGUUAAUGGAGAAACCGCCGGUUGGGAGAACAAAACCUCUCAUAACAAACGUGAUGUGGAGGAAUCUUAUGGCACAAGCUUUGUACCAAAUUGCGGUUUUGUUGACUCUUCAGUUCAGAGGUGAGUCUAUCUUUGGUGUUACUAAAGGGGUUAAUGACACUCUGAUUUUUAACACUUUUGUUAUGUGCCAAGUGUUUAAUGAGUUCAAUGCAAGGAAAUUGGAGAAGAGGAAUGUUUUUAAGGGGUUACAUAGGAGCAAGUUGUUCUUGGGGAUUAUUGGUGUGACAGUGGUACUCCAAGUUGUGAUGGUUGAGUUUUUGAAGAAGUUUGCUGAUACUGAGAGGCUGAAUUGGGGGCAAUGGGGUCUUUGCAUUCUUCUUGGUGCUGCUUCUUGGCCAAUUGGUUGGGUUGUCAAGAUGAUUCCAGUUCCAGAAAAGCCAUUUCUUGAUUUCCUGAGUAUCAAGAAAUGAAGAAGAACUAAAUCAUUAUAUCUAUUUAUUUAUUUCAUUUUAUUAUAGAUUCUUUAUUCUUUUAAAUAAAGAUUUCCUUGUAUAUCAUUUGAUUCUUUAAUUAAAAAAAAUGGCAUUUCAUAGCA
This is a messenger RNA of Arachis duranensis, 3246 nucleotides long. Its product is annotated as putative calcium-transporting ATPase 13, plasma membrane-type. Gene Ontology annotation, cellular component: membrane; intracellular membrane-bounded organelle. Gene Ontology annotation, molecular function: P-type calcium transporter activity; ATP binding; ATP hydrolysis activity. NCBI's taxonomy places the organism in Eukaryota, Viridiplantae, Streptophyta, Magnoliopsida, Fabales, Fabaceae. The coding region runs from base 68 to 3121 and encodes 1017 amino acids. Gene Ontology annotation, biological process: calcium ion transmembrane transport. The record is from RefSeq and is a predicted model, not a curated record. The transcript has a single exon.